AUGGCAUCUACUGCCGAAUCACCGGCAUCCCCCGCCGGUGAUCUCGAUCACGACGGCAAGCCUCGUGUCCUGGUCGAUGGACCUGGAGGUGCUGAUACCAAACAAGGAGCAAAGAUUGCCUGUCUCGAAUGUCGAUCUGCCAAGAUCAAAUGCUCGGCUCCUACCGACGGACAGGUGCCAUGCAAGCGCUGUGUCAAACAUCAGCGAGAGUGUCUCUUUGAGAAGCACAAGCGUGGUCGAAAGCCAAAUAAGCGCCUUUCGGUCCCAACCGAUCUGCGUUCAGCAGGGCGCAACGGCAGUGAUGGAAACGCACACGAAUCACCCAAGCGUCCAACCUCUUCAGGCGGAAGAUCCGACAGUCACCAUGGCUCAUCGCAUCAUCAUCAGCAGCAGAGCUCACGCAAUGCUCGCGGCACUCCCGAAAAGGGUCGGAACAAGCCCGAAAGCGGCUUUGGAUCUGGCGAUGGCAGUGCCAAUCGUCACCGCUUUGGAGAGUCGAAUUGGAAAGGAGGAAACAGCGGAUACGCUCAAUCCUCGCAAGGUCGACCUCAUUAUACUGAAGAUCGCUUUCACGACAAAUUUCACGACAAAUUUCACGACAAAUACGCCAACGGGGGCAUGUCGGCUUCCAUGUCGGCUCCCUCUGGUCUUUCUCAGUCUGGUAUGCCCUUCCCCUACGGCCAGUCUCAUCAUCAUCAGCCUUCUCACCAUGCUCAAUCUCACCAGCACCAUCAGCAUGGUCAUCAGCAACAACACCAGUAUUCACAUCAGCACUCUCUCCAGCAGCAGCAGCAGCACUCGCAUUCGCAUUCGCAUUCGCAGCAAACAUCAGCAGCGACAGCCUAUCCGCACGGUCGACACGCUCCUGAGCACAGCAGUCCUGGUCGAUGGCGUGAUCAUGCUUUGCAGUCAGCCGCAUCCUCCCCUCACACCUCUCAUCCCAUUGCAGCGCCAGCCAAGCAGCACGACAACUUUGCACAGGCACGCAGUCGACCCUACCCUCACAACGCGCCAGCACCCAGCCACAGCUACGCACACUGGGACAGUCAGCUUGGAUUGCAAAGGAACAACAAAGCUAGAAUGGAUCUCUCGCCCUCCAGACCAGCCGAUGGCCCGAACGCGUCAGGGCAACAGCAGCAGCAGCAGCAGCAACACUCAACUGGACACUACACCGGCAGCAACGAGAGUGCCGCUAGCUCGCAGAAGCACGCAUCGACCGUGGAUCAUCGCAGCGCCUCCAAGGGUCGAACCCAGCGUCGCGAUGGCGUCGGCUCCCAGCAUCAACGAUCCUCCAGUCGAGGUGCCCCAUGUGACCCAGAUGCGGAUGAGGAGUACGAUGAGGAGGACGAGCUGGAAGAUGAUGCAGAUGCCACGCGUGAAGAGCAUGACUAUGUGUUGUCCAAUCCGCUCAAAUUGCUGGCUCAAGCCUCUGAUGCAGCGGCUGCCUGUAUUGAAGGCGGAAGAGUCGAACCUGCAAAUCGAAGCUCGUUGGCUGCGGUGGAGACAAUGGGUCUGCUCCAUCCUACCUUGCCGUCGAAUCGCAUGGCCGUCAGUGCUGCCGUCAACCUGACCGGUCUCGGUCGCCCGCUGUAUGAACGAAGGGACGACGAUAUCUCGCGCAAUCAACGCGGUGGUUGGCCUGCCCGCGUUCUGCCUCCCCUCCUCAAUGUCAAUCGUAGCGGCGCACAACUGCCAGAAUCCGGCUCCGACGCACCCAAUCGCGGUCAGCCAGCUUUCCUCAAAGAUACCAUGCGAUCCAAGUCCUUCCCCGAGGGUGAGCUGCCAAGGGUUGACGGACCCAGCCCAAUGGACGAGUUAGAGCAGGGUCCCGCUGCAGCAGUUCCUUCUGCUAGCAGUCAGGUAUCUGCUGCCAAGACAGUAUUUAGUGUGCCUUUAGGCCGUCCCAACAUCCUGACGCCGUCGACCUUGGAUCACGAAGCGUGGGAGUACCGCGAAGGAAAAGCACAAGCCCGUCGUGGUUACGGAUCAGGUGCCAGCCCAGGUGGGUUGAGUGCCGAUGCUGUCACCACUGGAAGCAGCGUUUCUGCAGGCGGUGUCAAUGGUCAGAAGCAAGGCGCUAUCUCGGGCAUCAACGGAGCCUCUCCUGGCGAGAUCAUCGAGUCGCCAGCCGAAGAGGUGACGACCGCCAUGCUGGGCAAACGAAAGCGAGGCCGAUCACGCGCAGCUCGCGGGGGAGGCUUCCCGACUCGAAGACGCAGGUUGGCUGAGUGGGACACGGACGCGGAGAAUGGCGAUGCUGCUGAUGACGACGGCGGCAUUCUAGAUUCAGCUAAGAGCAAGCAGGUGACCAUCGCAGCUGUAUCGAAGCCCAACGAAUCGAGCAGUGUCCAUUCUGGCGGUGAAGGCGAAGCUGGCGCAUCACGUAAAGGCUACUUCAACUUGAGUCUCUUCCAUAGUAAGAACGACGACACUGAAGGUCUUGACCCAGUCGAGCUUGGUUUGGUCGAGCUCAAGGAGCUGGAACGGCUCUUUGACAUCUUCUUUGCACGCAUCAACCCGGUGUUGGAUCUUUUCGACCCCUUCUUGCACAGUGUUGCUUUUGUCAGGAUGCGCUCUGCCUUCCUCACCACGGUCAUCUCGAGCAUGGCAGCUAGGUUCUCGGACACACCCCAGGACGCCAAGCUUGCCACGACACUUGACAAGCACUGGCAGGAGAAGUUGCUGCCCAUGAUCUUGCUCGGCGGAUACAAAAGUGUCGAAAUCAGUCAGGCUUUCUUGAUCUUGACCACGUACAGUCGACCAACGAAUCGUCUCGUCGAUGAUCGUUCAUGGCAGUAUCUCGGCUUUGCUAUUCGUACUGCUACCGAAGUCGGUGUGAACCGUAAAGUCACGCCAAGCGAAAACCUGCUUGGCAAUGAGCAGGUGGCUCGUCGAGUCCGUAAUCGCGAGAGACUCUGGUUCAAUCUCUUCCUCUACGAUCGCACUCUGAGUGCACAGACUGGCCGUCCAUGGACUAUAUCGGAAGACCGCAUGAUCGUGCAGAGCUCAAUGUGGCAUCGACAGGACUUUGCGCUGCCGGAAGACGUUUCAUUGGUUAGCUUGAUCAAGUUGCGUCGCAUCACAGCACAGCAUACCGAGGCUUUCGAUACGUAUCUCACGAGUCCCGAUCGUUUCGACGAGACGCAGACGGCUACCGCUCUUGGCGUCGGUGGACAGAGCAUGUUCGAUCGCCGACUUGCUGGUCUCGAGUUCUUCCGUAAGAAUGCCAAUGCUGAUUUGGAGAAAUGGAAGGAGACGUGGUGCAUCAAUACCGAGGAUAAGAUCAAGGAGGUGGAUACGAGUACUGCCGCGGGCAAGUAUCUGGUUCGGUGGGCACCCACGGCUAAGCUCUUCUAUUACCAUUCGAGGCUGUUGAUCAACUCGCUGGCGCUGGGCGCUACGGAGCAGUAUGAGGGUUUCCUGUCUGGAUCUUCGGUGUCGGUCGAUUGCUGGACUUCGGCGAUUUCGCUCAUCGAUACGAUGCUCAAUGAUUUUACCGAGGAAGCGCUUGUGACUUGGUCAAACGAUCGGGUGGUGAUGGCGGUGUACGCGGCUGUCUCGGCAGUGCGAAUGACCAAUUUGCAGCACAAGUAUGCGUUUGCUGACAAGGAGACGCUGCUUGCACUUGUUCGUCGUCUGUCGACAAGUAUGACGAAUGCAGGCAAGACACCGCGUCAUCGAAACGGCUCUGCUACUCCGUACGGUCGAUACCUCAAAUCAGUCUUGGCUGCUUUCGAGCCGGAGAUCCCGGCUGUGUCCACUGCUGUGCAGGGCGGUGCGGCUGCAACUGCCCAGACUCCUGGUAAGGACAGCGAGCAAGCUACGUCAAUCACGACUAGCAGUCUUACGCCUGGUGAUAGUCAUUCUGCUGCUGCCACGCCUCCUGGUACCACUGCUGCUGAUGUGGCUGCUGGUGCGGCAGAAGGGUUUGCUGCUGGUGCAAAGGCGUCUGCGGCUAGCGGAGCAACUGAUGCUGUGGCCGGGGUUGCAAAAGGUUCGAAAAGUGCUGAUGCUUCACAAGAUAGCUCUUCUACUGGAGUCGAAGGGGCGAAUGCAGUGGUCAACAAGGCAGCCAGUGCAGAACCAGCGACUCUCAAGACGGAAGACGUGUCGAGCGAGGAUGUCAGCAAGACUGUUGCCCAAGUUCCGCUCAUUAUGGCCAAUGGUGCGGGGAUGGAGCUUGACAUGCCCCCCGCACAGCUCAAUGCGGAAGGCGGUAUGGAUCUGCAGAGUAACAUGGAAAAGCUUCUAACUCAGAUGCCCAUAGAUGGUUCAGCUGUAACUAUCAAUGCCGCAGGAAUGCUCACUCCUGCUGGUGGUGGCGAUGUUGCAACAUGGCCCUCUCCCAACCCCGCCGCUGCUGUUGCUAGACCCUCUUCUUCAGCUGGAGGUGCCGAUCCAAGCGGGUUGUUGACGACGCCGGAUUCAAGCAUGCUUCUCCAAACACCCAUUUCGCCAGCGAGGGCCACGGCAGUUGUGUCGAUGCCAGAUGUAGUGAACGAUCCAGAAUCGUUGGAGAAAAUGUGGAACUAUAUGACUUCGUUCUCAGAUACAAGUUUCUGGCAACCACAGUCGACUUGGAAUUUGGCCGGGAGUGCGAGUGGGAGCGGUGGAUUCCACGGUGCUGGUGGAGGGUCCUAA
Molecule: messenger RNA, 4641 nt
Organism: Ustilago hordei
Lineage: Eukaryota; Fungi; Basidiomycota; Ustilaginomycetes; Ustilaginales; Ustilaginaceae
Exons: 1
Coding region: 1-4641 (1546 amino acids)
Biological process (GO): regulation of DNA-templated transcription; DNA-templated transcription
Cellular component (GO): nucleus
Molecular function (GO): transcription cis-regulatory region binding; zinc ion binding; DNA-binding transcription factor activity, RNA polymerase II-specific
Source: RefSeq, a predicted model, not a curated record